Messenger RNA from Xyrauchen texanus (razorback sucker), 2789 nucleotides. RefSeq names its product L-aminoadipate-semialdehyde dehydrogenase-phosphopantetheinyl transferase-like. Gene Ontology annotation, molecular function: holo-[acyl-carrier-protein] synthase activity; magnesium ion binding. NCBI's taxonomy places the organism in Eukaryota, Metazoa, Chordata, Actinopteri, Cypriniformes, Catostomidae. Gene Ontology annotation, cellular component: cytosol. The record is from RefSeq and is a predicted model, not a curated record.
CACAUGUACAAGCGCAGAGAUGAAACGCUCAAGAGAAAGUAAUCUGCAUAAGCGACGACAGUAUAUUUAAUACGUAUAAUUAUGUAUUAUAAGUUAAUAUUGUAAUAUUUGAAUUUAGUAAUAAUAAUUAGUUAUAUCUGUCUCUAGUAACACUGUAGGAGAGGAACAGGAGUUGUCAUUGACUGUACUGGGGUGGAUGAGAGGCAGGUGUCAGACAUGGACGGGGUCCGGUGGGCGUUCCGCUGCGGUUCGUGGGUUCCGACCCGUUCAGAAUGGACAUUGGCGGCCCGGUGCAUUCAGCCGGAGGAGAAAGAACGAAUCGGACAGUUCGUUUUCGCCAAAGAUGCGAAAUCUGCAAUGGCUGGACGGCUUCUGAUCAGAAAGCUGGUGUGUGAGAAGUUGGGUUUUGUCUGGGACGGGUUUCGACUGGAAAGAACAGCACGGGUAAACCCACUUGCCACGCCCCUCAGCUACCACAAGCCCCACCCCAGCCACACACACUGGAACUUCAACGUGUCCCACCAGGGAGAUUAUGCCGUGCUGGCAGCAGCACCCAGACGCCAGGUGGGCGUAGACGUGAUGAAGACCACCAGACCAGGUAGCAGCUCUGUGCCGGAAUUUUUCCGUAUCAUGAAUCGUCAGUUCACGGAUCUGGAGUGGACGAACAUUCGGGCAGCUGGUUCAGACUGGGACCAACUUGAUCAUUUCUACAGGCACUGGGCGUUGAAGGAGAGCUUUAUCAAAGCGAUUGGCACAGGGCUGGGCUUCGACCUGCAGAGGGUGGAGUUUCACAUCUCGCCCAAUCAGAUGCAAGAAGGUCAAGUGUACCGGCAGACACGAAUGUACCUGGACAAUGAAGAGGAGGACUGGAUAUUUGAGGAGAGCUUAUUGGACAAAGACCAUCACGUCACCGUGGCGCUGGGAAAGCCAGAUAUCUGCACGUCUAAAGAGGAUGAUGGGUGUUUUCGUGAGGCCCCGCCCCUCUCCUUCACACUCUUGAGUUUCAGUGAUCUGGUGUCUAGAGCCACGCCCCUAUCAGAGGAGGACCCCGCCUACUGGGAGAGUUUUCAGCGCAAAAAGGAAGCACUUUUAAGGCAAAGCGAAUGGUGACCCUUGAACUAGCAGCAAGAGCGCCCCCUUAACCGAAUAUUUGAGCGACGUAAAGGACAUCUUUUUUUUAUUUUCUUUGUGCUAUUUUGUGUCAUUGCUGUUAUGCAGUGCCUUUGGCACUUCAACCGGAUGGGAAUAAAGAGAAGGGAAUUUUGGUUUGUGUUGGGUUAUUUUUAUGUUUUGGGAGAUAUCUCUAAUUUGAUCAAACAUGAUACAAUGUUUUAGAGCAGGCAUAUUCAACAGGCGGCCCAUGGGCCAAAUCAGGCCUGUUUGAAACUUCCAGUGGCCCGCGUGAGGUUGUCUGUUGGAAACUGAACGGUUUGCACUGAACGUGCUAUUUGUGUCAAUCAUUGAGACGCGCAAUGUCUCAAUGUUUUCACAGUGUCUCGUGCAGGAGUGGCGUGUUUUUUAGAUGCUUCCAGUAGGUCUACAAUGCAAGUGAAUGGAUGCCAAAUUUUUGACACACGAAAAGCAUAUAAAGGCAUCGUAAAAGUAAUCCAUACGACUCUAGUGGUUUAAUCCGGGUCGUCUGAAGUGAUAUGAUAGGUGUGGGUAAGCAAUAGGUCAAUAUUGAAUUGUUUUCCCUGCCCAGUAGGGGGCUAGUUAAGCGCUUUACACUGUGUCCCAAUCACCCAUUCUAACACACACACACACACACACACACCAAUGACGGCAGAGCUGCCAUGCAAGGCACUAGCCUGCCAUUGGGAGCAACUUGCCAAGGGGUUCAGUGUCUCGCCCGAGGACACUUCGGCAUGUGGAGUCAUGUGUGCCGGGAAUCAAACCACCAACCCUGUGAUUAGCAGCCGACCCGCUCAACCACAGCCACCCCAAUCAAGUCACAUACAAGGUUUCCUUCCUUCUGCUCUGACAAUGUUCCCCAACUCUGAGGAUUGGUUUGUCCAGCUGGACUGCCACACAGUCAGGUCAAUCAAGGUGUGGAUGGAGGACCACCGGAUCAAGACCCGGUCAUGGUCAGCCCGAUCUCCAGACCUGAACCCCAUUGAAAACCUCUGGAAUCUGAUCAAGAGGAAGAUGGAUGGGCCACAAGCCAUCAAACAAAGCAGAGCUACUUGAAUGUUUGCACCAGGAGUGGCAUAAAGUCGCCCAACAGCGAUGUGAAAGACUGGUAGAGACAUGCCAAGACACAUGAAAGCUGCGAUUGAAAAUCAGGGUUGAAAUCAAGUCAAAACAUUAUUAUUGGGUUGUUUAAAAAUGUAUAUGACCUUGAUGUCUUUGCAUUAUUCGGGGUCUGAAAAAUUGCAUCUUUAUUGUUGUUUUGAACAGUUGUCAUUUUCUGCAAAUAAAUGCUCUUAAACGACAAUAUUUUUAUUUGGUGUUUAUAAAAAUGGACAAGCUCUUCAGUAUGUCCCCAACAUCCUGUUUUAAUAGGAAAUACGGCCGUUUGCAAAUUGUACGUUUAUAUUUCAUCCAGUGUAUUAAUAGAUAAAUGAUGGAGACAUGAAAAUGUAUUACAUAGGGGGAAAAAAUUACCCUUUUAUGGAAGUUGUUGUUUUAUUUUGCUAACCUACACCUCCCAAAGUCUCUCUCUCUUUCUCUCUCUCCUCCAUCUGUUGCAGUGUAUUUUUAUCAUUGGACAUGUAGCAGGUUUCAGCUUAUAACAAAUCGCUGCAUUUCUCUUUCUGUCUAGUUAAAGGUGCACUCUGUAAUCAGUUUUU